Messenger RNA from Priapulus caudatus, 885 nucleotides. RefSeq lists its product as uncharacterized. Gene Ontology annotation, molecular function: nucleic acid binding. The record is from RefSeq and is a predicted model, not a curated record. Gene Ontology annotation, biological process: DNA integration. Lineage: Eukaryota; Metazoa; Priapulida; Priapulimorpha; Priapulimorphida; Priapulidae. Bases 1 to 885 code for a protein of 294 amino acids. The transcript has a single exon.
AUGGCUGAUUUACCUCCUGAGAGGCUAGAACAUAGCAAGCCACCGUUUACUUACAUAGGAUUAGAUUGUUUUGGACUUUUCUACGUGAAGCUGGGCAGAUCAGAGGUAAAGAGAUAUGGAUGUGUGUUCACAUGCCUCACCACACGUGCCGUGCACAUAGAGAAGUUAAACAUCUUGGAAACUGACGCGUUCCUUAACGGAUUUAGAAGGUUCAUGUCGAGAAGAGGUCAACCUGAAAAGGUUUGGUCUGACAACGGGACGAACUUUACUGGCGGUCAAGCUGAGCUUUCAAGAAGCAUGAGCCAACUAAAUAAGGACAUGAUUUACUCGCACUGUGCGAGAAAGGAUAUCGUGUGGGUUUUUAAUCCUCCACAUGCAUCGCAUAUGGGUGGCAUUUGGGAACGUAUGAUUCGUUCCAUCAGGAAGGUGCUCAAUGCCUUGCUGCGCGGGAAUCACAGACUGACGGACGAAGUGCUGGAGACGCUAUUCUGCGAAGUAGAAAACAUUAUCAACAGUCGGCCUAUCACCAAGAGCAGCGAUGAUGUAAGUGAUUCGAGAGCGCUUACGCCUAACCAUCUUUUAUUGCUACGAGAUGGCGCUACGUUACUCCCCGGCAAGUUCGGAUCCAGCGGCAUGUAUCCUAGGCGUUGGCGUCACGUACAGCAUCUCGCGGAUCAGUUCUGGCGCAAGUGGGUGAAAGAAUACCUGCCAGAGCUGCAGCGUAGAAGCAAGUGGAUUGUGCAAAGCAGGAACAUCAAGAUAGGUGAUUUAUUGCUGGUGGUGAACGAAAACACCCCAAGAGGACUAUGGCCGCUUGGCCUCGUGAUAGAAGUGAAUAAGGGCAGAGACGGUCUCGUCAGAUCAGCCAAAGUGAGAACCAAGUAA